Manihot esculenta (cassava) is the source of this 1290-nucleotide messenger RNA. Its product is annotated as cycloartenol-C-24-methyltransferase. NCBI's taxonomy places the organism in Eukaryota, Viridiplantae, Streptophyta, Magnoliopsida, Malpighiales, Euphorbiaceae. Bases 155 to 1198 code for a protein of 347 amino acids. Gene Ontology annotation, cellular component: endoplasmic reticulum. Gene Ontology annotation, molecular function: sterol 24-C-methyltransferase activity. Gene Ontology annotation, biological process: sterol biosynthetic process. The record is from RefSeq and is a predicted model, not a curated record. The transcript has 14 exons.
AGCUUUAAGGCAUGUUAUAAUUUAAUAUAUUUCUCAAAAUUCAAUCAUAAUUUUUUUUUUAAUAAAAAAAACCGCCUGAGAUGAGCCAAAGCAAAUAUGGAUGAAAAAGGAAGUGGAUCUUCCUUUCUUAUAGAAUUUCUUCCAGUAGAAAAAUAUGUCAAAAUCUGGGGCACUGGAUCUGGCUUCUGGAGUUGGCGGUAAGAUUGGGAAGAAGGAAGUGAAAUCUGCUGUGCAAAAGUAUGAGAAGUAUCAUUUUGGUGAUGAUGAGGAGAGAAAAGCUAACUAUACUGAUAUGGUUAACAAGUACUACGAUCUUGUGACAAGCUUUUAUGAGUAUGGUUGGGGUGAGUCUUUCCAUUUUGCACCUAGAUGGAAAGGGGAGUCUCUUCGUGAGAGCAUCAAGCGACAUGAGCAUUUUCUCGCUUUGCAAUUGGGUUUGAAGAAAGGACAUAAGGUGCUAGAUGUUGGUUGUGGAAUUGGAGGCCCACUAAGAGAAAUUGCUAAAUUCAGUGAAGCAUCGGUAACAGGUGUAAACAACAAUGAAUAUCAAAUAACAAGAGGAGAGGAGCUGAACCGCAUUGCAGGAGUAGACAAGACUUGCAACUAUGUGAAGUGGUUAUUUCUGAUAAUGCAGACUGACUUCAUGCAAAUGCCAUUCCCCGACAACACUUUUGAUGCAAUAUUUGGAAUAGAAGCUACCUGCCACGCACCAGAUGUGCGUGCUUGCUACAAGGAGAUAUACAGAGUGCUAAAACCUGGCCAGUGUUUCGCUGCUUAUGAAUGGUGCAUAACUGAUUGCUUUGACCCUGCAAACCUAGAACAUCAGAGGAUUAAGGGAGAAGUUGAGCUUGGUAAUGGACUUCCUGACAUCAGGUCCAUGGAGGAAUGUCUUGAGGCACUAAAACUUGCAGGUUUUGAGGUUAUGUGGGAGAAGGAUGUUGCUGUGGAUUCACCUCUACCUUGGUAUUUGCCACUUGAUAAAAGUCAGAUAUCGCUUUCCAACUUCCGUGUAACUGCUGUUGGACGAUUCUUCACUAGGAAUAUGGUCAAAACCUUGGAGUUUUUGGGCCUUGCACCAGAGGGUAGCCAAAGAGUUCAAGCCUUCUUGGAACAAGCAGCAGAUGCACUCGUUGAAGGUGGCAAGAAGGGAAUUUUUACACCAAUGUACUUCUUCCUGGCCAGGAAGCCUCUUUUGUAGGCCAAAAUCUAAUAUUACAGCAGAAGAUUUAGCCCUUGUUUGGAAUAAACAUUUCUUAAGAAUUCAAUUUAAUUCAUUUCUUUUCUAUUAAA